Molecule: messenger RNA, 2081 nt
Organism: Cajanus cajan (pigeon pea)
Lineage: Eukaryota; Viridiplantae; Streptophyta; Magnoliopsida; Fabales; Fabaceae
Product: protein NUCLEAR FUSION DEFECTIVE 4
Cellular component (GO): membrane
Source: RefSeq, a predicted model, not a curated record
AUUCUCACCCACGACUGUUCCAAAAAUCCAACCAUUUCGCUUCUUUGUUCCACACACUAGAGAAAAACUCCCAGGUUUUAUCACAUUAUUAGCUAUUAGCUUGUAAACUAAGAGUGAAGAAUAUGGCAUUUUCCAAACUCCAUGCAAUAAUAGAAAAUGUUGGAAGUUGUUGGAAAACCACCAAAGGCUUCACCCUCCAAGUUCUUACAGGGCGUUGGUUCAUGGCGUUCUCCUCAUUCAUGCUCAUGUCAGUAUCAGGAGCAAGCUACAUGUUUAGUCUAUACUCAAGGGAAAUCAAGUCAGUUUUGGGGUAUGACCAAUCCACCCUCAAUCUCUUAAGCUUCUUCAAGGACUUGGGCUCUAACGUAGGCAUUAUUUCAGGCCUAAUCAAUGAGGUCACACCCCCUUGGGUCGUCUUAACACUUGGUGGGGUUCUCAACUUUUUUGGCUAUUUCAUGAUUUGGCUUGUAGUGACCACAAAAAUAUCCAAGCCCCAAGUGUGGAACAUGUGCUUGUACAUCUUCAUUGGAGCCAAUUCUCAUUGUUCCACUGACACUGGAAUCAUUGUCACCAGUGUAAAGAACUUCCCAUGCAGCAGGGGCAUUGUAAUUGGCAUUUUGGGUGGGUAUCUUAGUUUGAGUGCAGCAAUUAUCACUCAGAUGUACUAUGCCUUCUAUGGAAAUAAUUCUAAAUAUCUAAUUUUGCAUAUGGCAUGGCUACCAACUGCUGUAAGUUUUUUUAUUUUACCAGUUAUCAGGCACCACAAGGGAGUUGUACAGCCAAAUGAUUCCAAGGUUUUCUAUAAUUUCCUCUAUACCACUUUAGUCCUUGCAAGUUUCCUCUUGGUAGUGAUCGUAUUGCAAAAAAGUUUCACUUUUACGAAGAGUGAGUAUUAUGUCACUAGUUCUCUAAUGCUUCUCUUGCUCAUCCUGCCACUUGCUGUUGUUUUGGUUGAAGAACAAAAGAUAUGGAAGAGGAAACAAGAAAACAUCAAUACUGAAAACCCUCCUAAGCCUUUGAAUAUAACAACCGAAAAGCCAAAUCUAGAGAAGCCUGCAAAGGCUACACCAAAGCAAGUUUCCUGUUGGAAAAACAUGUUGAGGCCACCAAGUAGAGGUGAAGAUCAUACAAUAUUUCAAGCCCUUUUUAGCCUUGACAUGGUGAUUCUUUUCUUAGCCACAAUUUGUGGACUUGGAGGUACCCUCACUGUGGUAAAUAACUUGAGUCAGAUUGGUGCAUCUUUAGGAUAUUCAGGGCAUAGUAUAACCACAUUUGUGUCCCUUAUGGCCAUUUGGAUUUAUAUGGGUAAAACUGUGGAGGGACUAGUGUCAGAUAUUAUCAUAACCAAAUUUAAAGUCCCUAGGCCUCUCGUACUAACAUUAAUCUUUGUGUUACCUUGUGUUGGUUACCUACUAAUUGCUUUCAAUGUCCCAAAUGGUCUCUAUGCAGCCUCGAUUAUAAUUGGUUUCUGCUUUGGGGCAACCUGGACUGUAAUAUUUUCCAUUAUAUCUGAACUUUUUGGUCUUAAAUUUUACUCAACGUUGAGUAAUGUUGGGGCAGUGGCAAGUCCAAUUGGGUCAUAUUUGUUCAGUGUAAGGCUUGCAGGGCAUUUUUAUGACAAGGAAGCCACAAGGCAAAUGGAAGCAUUAGGACUAAAGAAGAAACCAGGGGAGGAGUUGAAUUGCAACGGGAGUGAGUGUUACAGAAAGGUUUUCUAUAUAAUCACUGCAUUUAGCUUGGUUGGGGCACUUGUGUCUCUGAUCUUGGUGCUAAGGACUAGAGAGUUCUAUAAAGGUGACAUAUACAAGAAGUUCAGAGAGGAUGUUAGAAUUGCUGAAGCUGAAAAUGGUGUGAAUCAGAACAAGAUUGGACAACCUGCUACAAAUAAAGGAUAGAUAUCUUUGGUAAGGAAUUGGUGAAUACUUUCUGAAAGGCAUAGACAGCAAAAAGAUACUAGAAGCACGGAGCUUGAGCUAUAACAACUGCAAUAAAUAUCCAUUGAUUUGUAGUUUAUUUACAGGAGGUUCUUAUGAUAUGUUUUUUCUUUCCGAUGAAUUACUUAAUUUAAAAGGUUGCGUUAU